Messenger RNA from Quercus robur (English oak), 1839 nucleotides. RefSeq lists its product as uncharacterized. The transcript has 4 exons. The record is from RefSeq and is a predicted model, not a curated record. Lineage: Eukaryota; Viridiplantae; Streptophyta; Magnoliopsida; Fagales; Fagaceae. Bases 1 to 1839 code for a protein of 612 amino acids.
AUGGAUGGGUCUGAUGAUGAGCAGGUACCUGAGCAAGUAGAGUUUAAUGUUAAGAGUGACAUGAGAAAUGUUGUACUGAAGAAGGAGAUGAAGUUCCCUAAUGCAAAGGUGUUCAAAGUUGCUUUGAGGGAGUAUGCAAUCAAAAAACCUAUUGACAUCAAAUUCAAGCUUAUUGAAAGGACCAAGAUAUCAGUUCACUGCAAGAAUGGGUGUGGGUGGAGAUGUUAUGCAUCUCAAAUAAGUGGAGAGCUAACAUUUCAAAUUAAGACCUUGACUGAUGACUGUACUUGCCCCAAGUCUUUUAAAAACAGCCAAGCAACAUCAACUUAUGUUGCUAAGAGGUUCAUUGAGGAUUUUAGCAAAAAUCCAAAUUGGGAGGUGAGUGGUGUACACAAUCAUGUGAUGCAAAAUUUAUUUGUUGACCUAAGUGUAAACCAAGUGUAUAGGUCAAAGAGAAAGGCAAAGGAUUUGAUAAAUGAAGAUGAGCAACUGCAAUAUGGUGUCUUUAGGGACUAUGCACAAAUGAUAACCACUGUAGACAAGAGGAGUAAGAUUAUACUGCAGACAGAAAUGGUUGUGGAGACUUCCCAGCCAAAAUUUAAGAAGAUGUAUGUUAGGUUCAAUGCUCAGAAGGUAGGAUUUUUAGGUGGAUGCAGGCCAUUUAUAGGUUUAGAUGGUUGUCACAUAAAGCACAGAUUUGGUGGGCAAAUCUUAUCUGCCACUGCCAAUGAUGCAAAUGACAACAUUUUUCCAGUAGCCAUGGCUGUUGUGGAACAAGAAACCAGGGAGUCUUGGAUAUGGUUUUUGGAAAUUUUUGCUGAUGAUAUAGGGAGGCCAGAGGAGUUUCAAUUGGACUUCAUUUCUGAUAGGCAAAAGGGGCUUAUACCUGCAAUAGUGACACUAUUCCCUACCGUGGAGCAUAGAUACUGUGUGAAACACAUCUACAACAAUUUCAAAAUUGAUCACAAGGGAUUGGAGCUGAAGGAUGCAUUGUGGAGGUGUGCUGCUGCCACAACAGUAAGGGAGUUUGAGAGAUGCAUGCAGUACAUAAGGGAUUUGGAUGAAAAGGCAUAUAAGUAUCUUGCAAACAUUGCACCUGCACAAUGGACAAGGUCAUACUUCACUCCUAGAGCCUUAACAGAUUGUUUGGUAAAUAAUUUGAGUGAGUCUUUUAAUGCAAUGAUAUUGAAGUCUAGGGACAAGCCUAUCUUGGUAAUGUUAGAGUGGAUUAGGGUUAGACUUAUGACUAGGCUUUACACAAAAAGGGAAGGGAUACAGAAGUAUGCUGGAAAGUUGUGUCCAAGCAUACAAGAUAGGUUGGAGAAAUUGAAGGUUGAAAGUAAGCCAUUUAGUACUACCCCAGCUAGCAGUUUCCUUUAUGAGACACCAGAAGACUAUACCUACCCAUGCUACUUCAAAGAAACUUACAUAGAGAUAUACAAGGAGGUACUUCCUCCCAUGCCUGGCCAGUCAGAAUGGGCUGAGACUGGACAGCCUGCUCCCCUGGCACCUCACAUAUACAAACCACUAGGCAGACCACCCAAGCAAAAAAAGAGGGCUUCUGAUGAGCCUAGGAACCCUUACAAAGCAAGUAGACUGAACAGACUUGUAAGAUGUGGGAAAUGCAAUAAGGAAUGGUAUAAUUCAAAAGGGUGCAAGGUUGGCAUCACUGGGGAGACACCAUGGCAGAGGAGACAGAGACUUCAAAGAGAAAAAGCUGCAAGGGGAGGGGUGCCUGCACCUAGAUCUGCACCUCAGCCUGCACCCCAGCCACCAUCCCAGCAGCCUACCCAGACCUACAACAUGAUGUCUACCACUCAGCCUUCAUCCUCACAGUAA